Messenger RNA from Juglans regia (Persian walnut), 375 nucleotides. Its product is annotated as rho-N domain-containing protein 1, chloroplastic-like. The coding region runs from base 1 to 375 and encodes 124 amino acids. The transcript is spliced from 3 exons. The record is from RefSeq and is a predicted model, not a curated record. Lineage: Eukaryota; Viridiplantae; Streptophyta; Magnoliopsida; Fagales; Juglandaceae.
AUGCAAAAAGCACCAUCAGCCUUUUAUAUGGUUGUGCAGUGGUGGAAGGUCAAGAUUGGAUCACAAAAAGAUGCUUCUAAGGGAGCAGGCAAAGCAAGUUCUAGUGGUCAUAGGAGAAAUCCAGACUUCUCCAGGCAAAACAGGCAUGGCUUCUCUAGAAACAGGCACAGGCAAAAUGGAGAGAGAGAGCGCUUUGAUAACCUCAAUGAAUCUGAUGCGUUAUCAUCGAAAAAUGGACCAUUACUCUCCCUCUACAAUACCCCAAAGUUCCAUGCAACUGCAGCCCCUGGACCUAGGGAGAAGGAGAUAGUUGAGCUGUUCAGGAAGGUUCAGGCUCAGCUUCGAAAGAGCAAGCAAAGUAGAAAAGAAGAUUGA